AUUCAAAAAUACUAGGCUAUAGAUCUGGAUAUACGUGAAUGCGUGCGUGAAUGCGUGCGUGCGUGGUGGUGCGUUGAGCGCGCGACGUUUGCGGGUUUGUUAGGAGAGCGUGCGGGUUUUUUUUAUUAUUAUUAUUAUUAUUAUUCUGUAAUACGGGGCUGAGUGAAAGUAGUGAGUGAGUGAGUGAUUUGAGGGCGUGUGGUGGAGUGGCUUUUGGCUUCAGGGACAUUCCUGUAAGGAAGAAGCAAGCGCGUGCUUCGAGUAUUCAUGUGAGAACUUUGAACAGGGAGAUAUUCUGGAAAAACAAACAAACAAACAAACAAACAAACGAAACAUCAGCGCGCGCGCGCGCGUGUGUGUGUUGCAUAUAGACGAGCAAGCUUGCCUGUGAUACACGGAUCUUUAUUGCACUUAUACUGCAGUAACCAGAGGCAGGAGAAGCGCUGCGAGUAAACAAGCUUUUCUCUUGGUGCAGCUGAUCUCCCACAGGAGUAACGAUGGAGAAGGUGCUAACAGCGACGGUGCUACCGAGGAGCAGGUUAGGGAAGCGCUCUCCUCUGGGAGCCUUGGUGUGCAACUCUUCAGCAGAGGGUCUUGUGGACGUAGGAGGACACGGAGACACUGACGGAGCUCCUGUGGUUUCCGGGACCGGAGCUGGAGCCCACGGUGUCCACAGGGUCAAACUGUACCCGGGACAGCGGGUGUACGUACAUUGUGGUGGACAAGAGCAUGCUGGUGUUGUGGAGCAGCACAACCACGUGGACAACGAGGUGUCCAUAUUCGUACAGCAGCUCAAUCAGCGCGUACACCGGAAACUGGAGGACGUGUGGUUGAGCCCGUCAGGAAGCGUCGCUCACUCCGUGUCAUCAUCAAUCGACGUGCCAAAAAGGAGCGUAGAGAGCGCGGACAUGGAUGAAAUCAUGGCUGCUAUGGUGCUGACCAGUCUGUCCUGCAGCCCAAUGAUCCAAAGCCCUAUUCAUGGAGAACCAGCUCCAGCGUCCAAUGGGACAGACAGCACUGGUAGUGAAAUGUCCGAUGGUGGUUACUGGAGCUGUGACCACGGAAACAGCAGUCCUGCACCGUCUCCACCUGACGCCGAGGCGGACCGCACCCCUCCUGUCGACGAUGGCCUGGACAUGGAGAUGGAUCAAAUGUUGUUUGAUGAACCAGCACCGAGGAAACGCAAGAACUCUGUGAAGGUGGCGUACAGGUGCCUGUGGCCAAACUGUGGCAAAAUCCUCACCACUAUUGUAGGCAUGAAGCGCCACAUUCGCACUCUUCACCUGGGCAGACAGAACGAACAGGAGCGCUGCCAGAGAGAAGAAGACUUCUACUACACGGAGAUCUACCAGGACGUGGAGCAGUCGUCAGCUCCGGCUGGCUGCGGCUCACCUUCCAGUCCGAGCCAUCAGAGAUCUUCUCCCCCGCCGCCGGAGCCUCUCCAGCCCAGCCCGCUCAGCCAGUCGGCCCCCAGCAGCUUCUGGCAGGUCCACUCCGAGCACUCCUACCAGGCUCCGCCUCCUGUUGGUUUGACUGUGUGUAAAGCCGUGUGUGUGCCCGCGCCGCCUCGCUGGACGCCUCUCGUCACGGCACACCAGAGCAAACAGGCCGCUCCGUUUCGUCGACGUUCAGUCAGCGUAGGAGAGCAAUGGCUCCAGAACAACAGCGCCCCCUCCAGGCCUCCGCACCUCGCCAGUGUUUCGCCUCCGAGAAGCCACUGUGCCACACGGAGGGUUCGAGGCGAGGCUAAAAAGUGCCGGAAGGUGUACGGUAUUGAGCACCGGGAUCAGUGGUGUACGGCCUGUCGCUGGAAAAAAGCCUGCCAGAGAUUUUUGGACUGAAGCUGGUGCUGAGCUGAACGACGUAUGAACCAGAGACUGAGAGGAAAAAAAAAAAAAAAAAAAGAACAAGUGGAUCAGCUUCGCUGCGGUGGAGGGAAACCAGAAGAACAAUUUUUUUUUUUUUAAAUUCUGUACUUUUUGUAUGAGACGUUUUACUGAAAGGUGCAGCGUUCUCUCAUCGGUGCUGAUUUAACUCUGGACUGAUCUACACCACACCUCGUCUCUCUCUCUCUCCGUCAGUCUUCCUGAGGUCGUCGAGGUCGUCUCGGGCUCCACUCAGUGCCGAUUUCUUUCUUCAGCACGCAGCAGCCAUAUUUUUUUGUAAAGGCUCUGAUUAAUCAAGGAUCGUGACACUCCGUAUGGUGAUGAUUGUUUACCGUGAGAGAUUCGCAGUCAUUCCAGAAAACCUGACCGUCUUUCUGUUUUAUUCUUUUCUAUUUUCAGCGAUUCGAAAGAGGUCUCCUUUUUAUGGAAUGACGUCAUUUUUGUUGUUUGUUUUUUCAGGGGAGGAAGUGAACGGCAGCUCGGCGGUGAAAGUGAAUUGUAUGGACGUGCUUUAAAAGCAUCCACGCCUUUAUGUUUAUGUAUGCCAUGUAUACCAGCUAAUAUGCUGUUAUGUGUUUUAUAUACAAACAGAGCAAAAAAAAAAGUUGUUUUUUUUUAUAUUGAGAUUUGUAAUAACUGUGAUUGCAGUUAUGAUCCGUCUAUUUCUAUGUCUAUCUCAUAUCUUACGUGCGAAAGACAUUUUCCUUUUUUGGUUCCAGAUGGUGAAUUUGUCCAAAAUUAAACUAUCAAAGAUAUUUGAUGACAGAUUUGAUUUCACAAAACGUGACCAGUCUUUGUAUUGGGAAUCAGCGAUGAUUGUUUUUGCGCUAUUUAAUUUUUAUUGUACGCUUAAAAGAUUUUUUUUGUUCCAAAUGAAAUCCUUUUCUGUUUUCCUGUUUUUAAUUGUAUUUCUGAUCACUCAGUUAUUAUCACUCAGCUGCACUACUUUGACUUGUGUAAAGAUGAAAUUGAUUAUAAAUUUGUUUCAGCAUGGAUUUAUAAAAUUUUGUUGCUAAAGACACAUUCUGAGAAGAUCUUGUAUUUAAAAACCAAACAAAAGGAAAAUUCUUUCGAAAAUUUCAAAAGUUUCACAAAACAAACAAAACGUGAAAAAAAAAACAAAUCAGUUUAAUGGAAACUCUUAAUGUUUUUGGGUCCAAGCAUUUGAUUCAUGGUUAUGUUUUGAACUGUUAUUAUGUGUUGACAUUUGAAACGUCCACUCUGACAUUGUCUUCUUUAUACAGCAUUAACGAGACCUACAGAUAUGAAAAUGAAAGAAUGUUCGAGGAGGUUCAUCAUCAGGAAAUUUUUUCACCAAAGUCUGACAUAUCUUCAUACGAGCUCAACAGUUACAACCUGUACAGUAUUUUGCAUGAAAUGACUCUGGAGUUUUACAUUUUGAAAUUGUCAUUUUCAUGAUUUAAUACACUUUCUAUGUAAGCCAA
This is a messenger RNA of Pangasianodon hypophthalmus (striped catfish), 3331 nucleotides long. It is a transcript of the gene znf395a, whose product is annotated as zinc finger protein 395a. Gene Ontology annotation, biological process: regulation of transcription by RNA polymerase II. The record is from RefSeq and is a predicted model, not a curated record. Gene Ontology annotation, cellular component: nucleus. Bases 498 to 1841 code for a protein of 447 amino acids. Gene Ontology annotation, molecular function: RNA polymerase II cis-regulatory region sequence-specific DNA binding; DNA-binding transcription factor activity. The transcript is spliced from 10 exons. Lineage: Eukaryota; Metazoa; Chordata; Actinopteri; Siluriformes; Pangasiidae.